AUGGGCACAAGGCUGGCCCAGACAGAGCUACAAGCUAAUAACCCCCCCGUCGGAAUUGCGAUUGGAGGCGUUCUGGGAUACGGCAUAGGACACAUCCAGGGAGCACUCCCAUCAUGGAGAUAUGAGUUCAUUAUCAUCGGAGCACUCUGUACAGCUUGGGGAAUUGUCAUAAUGAUACUCAUGCCGGACAGCCCUGUGACCGCGAAGUUUCUGACCAACCACCAGAAGCGUAUCACUGUCAUUCGUCUCAAGGACAAUCAAACAGGUGUGGAAAAUAAGACAUUCAAACCCUAUCAGGUGUGGGAGGCCUUAAAAGAUCCAAAACUAUACCUCUUCUACGUCCUAGGAACAGUGUGCAACUUGCCAAAUGGCGGCAUAUCGAACUUCGGCACGCUCAUCGUCCGAGGCAUUUUCCAAGACAAACUCCUAGCAGCAGUUAUGCAAGCUCCCUAUGGCGCCUUCAUCGCCCUUUCCAUUGGUCUCUGCGUCUACCUCAACGACCGAUUCCCGAACAACAAUCGAUGCAAAUUCGUCCUCAUAUUUCUAGUUCCCAACAUCGUCGGGGCCUUCGGUUUACGAUUCGUCGAUUCAUCUCAUCAUGCAGGCAGAUAUAUCUGCUACCUCCUUACGGGACCUUACAACGCUGCAUUUGUCCUUAUCCUAUCUCUACAGAUCGCCAACGUGGCUGGACAUUCGAAAAAAGUUUUUUUCAAUGCAGUACUGUUUCUGGGAUACUGCACGGGCAAUAUCGCCGGUCCAUUCUUCUACCUCUCAAGCCAAGCGCCAAGAUAUGAGCUGGGUAUUUGGAGUAUGAUCGUGAGUCACCUCCUUGAAGUCGUGGUGAUCUGCCUUUUGUGGUUUAUGUUAAAGAAGGAAAACACGCGACGUGACAAGCUACAGGGCCACGAGGGACUUACGGCAGAGCAAAUCCUGGAGAAGAGGAGGACGGAAGGGUACGACAGGACUGCCUUUGAGGAUUUGACGGACAGGGAGAACUUGAAUUUCAGGUAUAUCUACUGA
This is a messenger RNA of Lithohypha guttulata, 1020 nucleotides long. RefSeq lists its product as uncharacterized. NCBI's taxonomy places the organism in Eukaryota, Fungi, Ascomycota, Eurotiomycetes, Chaetothyriales, Trichomeriaceae. Gene Ontology annotation, biological process: transmembrane transport. The record is from RefSeq and is a predicted model, not a curated record. The coding region runs from base 1 to 1020 and encodes 339 amino acids. Gene Ontology annotation, molecular function: transmembrane transporter activity. Gene Ontology annotation, cellular component: membrane. The transcript has 2 exons.